Molecule: messenger RNA, 1059 nt
Organism: Cuscuta campestris
Lineage: Eukaryota; Viridiplantae; Streptophyta; Magnoliopsida; Solanales; Convolvulaceae
Source: the annotation of a GenBank genome assembly
GCACUGCCACUCCAAAAGUGGAUGCGGGAGGAAGAGUGCUUGUUGGCGUCGGCUUGGGUUGACGUCUCCGAGUAUCCUAUAGUUGGUAAAAAUUAUAUGUUUUCUAAUAUAUUUAUGUUUUUAUUUAUAUAAUCGUGUUAUAUAUUUGUGUUAAAAGAAUUUGUGUUAUACUUUUUUAAAGGUUCGAAGUAAACGAAGGAUGCGAUGUGGGAUCGUAUCGAGAAGAAGUUCUUUACGGCGAUGAACAAGGAUGGCUCCUACCGUACCCGGGACCCACUCACUUCCAAAUGGAGCCACAUCAACAGUAAAAUCCAAAAGUUUAUCGGAGUUUACGAGGAAUGCGCCCGGUCCCGGAGAAGCGGGACUAACGAUGCCGAUGUUCUCUUGCUUGCCACGGCCCGGUAUCAAGAUGACGGGCACCAAGGCAAGGUGCCCAUCGAUCUUUGGAGUAUUUUGAGUUGUUCACCGAAGUGGAAACAACUCAUCAAUUCCGACGGAGGAUCGUCAAAGAAAAUAUCCUCCGUCGACGCCGAGGUUGAGGUCGAUGACACUAUCGGUUCGUCCGAACAAAGGCCUCCCUUCAACGUUUUGGAUUUCGAUUACGAGGACCCCAUUCCACGGACAAUCGUAAGAAAGAAGGCAAAAUCCAUUGCCUCGGGUUCUGGAAGGUCUGAUUCUGUUUCCGUUCCUUCUCACAAUGAUAUCGGUCGGGCAAUGGUUGAGCAACUUUGGGUGUUCAAUAUUCAAGAAAAAGAGAGGGCGAGAAGAAAGGAAGAGAAGGACGAGAUCGAAAUAAUGGAAACUGACCUUUCUACGUUAUCGGCCUUCAAACGUAUGAUCUUCGAGAGAAGACAAAAAGAGAUCAAGGCCAAAUAUAAUUUACCUUAGUUUUUUUAAUAAUGUAUUUUUUAUUGUCGCUUUCUUUUUUUUAAUUUAAUGAAUGUAAUUUUUUAAAAUUAUUGUCGCUUCAAUUUCUUUUAAUUUAAUGAAUGUAAUUUUUUUAAUUAUUCUUGUUUCAAUAUAAUUAAAUAAUAAAAUAAUUAAAUUUUAUUAAUUUAG